UCAGACAUACGGUAUUUAUACUGUAUCCGGUCCGGAGCAUUUCCGGUUUGGUAUGUUAGAUUGCAACACGAAAUGACAACAAUAUGAACAUGGCGAGCGGGGAAGCACAUGGUGGAGUUGGUAACGUUUUAGGGAAUUUCAAAGAUAAUCUCGAACUUGUCAUCACACAGAUUAAAGGAGGUGAAACUGAACGUGAAUCUAAUGAUGAUUUUGAUGCCAAGCAGAAUGAAUACUGGACAAAAGUUGGCUCAGUGUUCAAGUCUUUAUCCCAUGAGGCAACCAAACUGUCGUUAGCAUUUUCAUCCCCGCCUCUGCCAGACCCAAAGACAUGUAAAUCCCUGGUGGACAUGUGUGAGAGAGCCACAUUGGGCCUGGUCUCCCUGUUCUACAGCCUUCCCAAAUCACAGGGACUGUGCCUGAGGAAAUCUCUCAAGUCGGCCGUGCUCAGUGUGUUACAAGACUUACAGAGUUUGAUAUCUGUUCUGCAUAAUGAUGGUGCUGGGUCUCCAGAACAACUACAGUCGACUGGCAUGGUGUGGCAAGACAGGUUUUCCAAUCUUCCUAAAGAUAACAAACAAGCAGUGUUGGAGCUGAUGAAGGUAGCAUCUGAGUUGGUGAAGGAUGCCCUAAGUGAAAUGGAAGAAGCUGUGGAGAACGGACCAGCAAAUGAUCUGGCAGAGGUGUUCGGGUCAGAAAUGGAUGAACCCUCCAAUGAGGAUACAUGGUCGGAGACUGAUCAGACGUUACUAGGUCCAUGUCUAGGCCUCCUGAAGACAACACGAUCGCUACUGAAGAAGUCACAUGAGAGUGUCAGUAAGAGGUCUACAUGUCACAGUGAAGAACAGGUGUCACAGUUGGAUGACUUGGCAGAUUUUGUUGGGCGCCUCAGUCCAGCGGUGGAUGAGUUCGCUGCUAGUCUCUAUCCCCCUAUGAAAUACUCAACUGUAUAUGAAAACGUAAGUUUCAAGAUUUUGGAAAUUUAG
Molecule: messenger RNA, 983 nt
Organism: Mizuhopecten yessoensis (Yesso scallop)
Lineage: Eukaryota; Metazoa; Mollusca; Bivalvia; Pectinida; Pectinidae
Product: cyclin-D1-binding protein 1 homolog
Exons: 8
Coding region: 84-983 (299 amino acids)
Biological process (GO): regulation of cell cycle
Cellular component (GO): nucleus
Source: RefSeq, a predicted model, not a curated record